Paramecium tetraurelia is the source of this 1392-nucleotide messenger RNA. RefSeq lists its product as uncharacterized. The record is from RefSeq and is a predicted model, not a curated record. The transcript has 5 exons. Lineage: Eukaryota; Ciliophora; Oligohymenophorea; Peniculida; Parameciidae.
AUGUAAGAUCUAAGGUGUGCGAUUGCAGAUCAUAACAAAAAAAAGUUUGUUUCAAUUACUCUACAGAAAGAAGCUGCAAAAAGACUAUUCUGUUUUCAAUGCUAAAGUGAUGCUAGUGGUGGGGAUAUUACAAAAUCACAAUUAGUAAGCUAGCUUAAACUAUGCGAUUUGGAUGAAGUCAUGGAAGGAAAUGCUUAUUCUGUGUAUAAUUGGCCAGCUGACGAUGACGGUAAUAAGGUCAAAGAAUACCUGCUAGGAUAUAAGAGCAUAGAAUAAUAGAGGAAGGAAAUUGAAGAUUUCUUCGCUUAGAUGAAAUAAAAAUUGAAUGAAUAAAUCGAGAAUGUCAAACAACUAUUGGUGGAAUCACUUAAUGCAACAUAAUUCAUCAAAGAUGAAAAACUUAAAUAGGAGGAGCCAGAAAAGAAGGAAGUCAAAAAAGAUGACAAGAAGGAUGAUAAAAAGGAGACAAAGAAGGAUGAUAAGAAGGAAACCAAAAAGGAUGAUAAGAAAGAUACAAAAAAGGAUGACAAAAAAGAGGACAAGAAAGAUCCUAAGAAAGAAGAGGAGAAAUUAGAUUAAACACCAACAAUUGAAAAUCUGAAGAAACAUUAUGAUGUCAUCUAUGAUCUUACUAAAAUCAAGACACUCAUUAAAGAAAAUGCCAAGGGUGAUCCAAAUCUAUUGAGUGCUAAAAUCAAUGAAUAUUUAAAUGAUCCAAAAAAAUCUGAAUAGAUAAUUAGCAUGAAAAAGGUGUUUCAAGGAGUCAUGUCUGGAAAAGUUGAAUUUAAUUAGAUAGCAUCCAAUAGACAAGCCUUAGAAAGCUAUUGGGAAUCAAUUUAAACUAGCAUAUAAUAAUGGACUCAAAAUUAGCAUAAAUUUGGAAAAGUUCAAUGGAAAUUCAAUCCUUCCAAGGCAGAUUAGUCUAAACUCAUUAAAUAAUUGGCAGAAGAUUACAAAGAAUGCGCUGGAGCUGGAUUACAAUCCUAAAUUAUUUAUUCUGAAACUAGUUUUAGCGAAGGUCAACAUGGUUGCAUCAUCUUAUUUAAAGAAUUUGAUCAAAAGAGAGCUGGAUCUAAUGGAAAUUUCUAUGUAGGAGUUGUAAAAGAUGAUUAAAAAGACAAAUCUCCAUAUGGUUAAGGUUUCAGAAAAGAUUUAUUUAGUCAAAAUGGAGAAGGAUUGAAUGUAAGAAUUGGAACUGAUUUCAAUAAUAUGCCUCCAAAAAUGUUGGCAAUCAAAUUGGAUGUGGAUAACAAUUACUUUGAAGUCUGCGAUGGUAAACGGACAAUAGUUUAUGGAUUGGAAAAGGAGAGCAAAUUGAAGGGGGAGAAGUGGAGAAUCUAUUUCUGGUGGAAUAUUGCAGCUGAUAGAAUCUAAUUAAUUCACAGUUAUUGA